CUCCGCGACGAGCGAAAUUCAGUGCUCGGCCCGCAACCGUGUCGCACCGCCCCCAAUCGCUUCGACGCUCCGUGCGAUCGUCGUCGCGUGGUGAACGAGCGUGUUAGCCAGCGAUUAGCGAUCGCUAUCGAAUUAAACGGUCUUGUUCGAAUUAUAAUUUUUAACAAGGAUAAUUUCCAAUAAUUAAAUUCAAAUAAUAAAAAGCGCGAGAGACCGGGCGAUUAUGUUCGGGACGACUCUUUGGUAUCGCAAGGACGGUGGAAACGAUCUCGAUUCGCGAUCGGUAACGUGAAGAAGAGCGAGCAAGAGACACACGGGCACGAGUGACGAAGCACAGACGAGUGGCGGCGAGUGGCAGACGAGUGUGACACGGCAUUAUGCCAACGAUCGGCGUGAUCCCGCGGGUGCUUCACGAAGGAUCGCGAAUAGAGAGCGAUCGUUCGGAUCGGAUGGUGGUGAGCAGGUCGUUAUCGGGCGCGUGAAUUAGAUCGAGAGAUGUGCGCCAAGUGAAAGAUGGCCCCGUUCCACGGCAUGGCCCUGCUGCUCCUGGGAAUCGGAUACCUGUUACACGCGGAACCACUUCACAGCGAACGCGGCAUCGCGCUCUUUCAUCUCAACGACGACACGUUCGGCAAAGGAGAGAAGUCGCAGCGUGGCACAAAGAAGACCUAUUUUUUCAAAGACACGCCACAAAAAUUAACGGUGGCCAUAGGGCAGGCCGCCGUCUUAUUAUGCCGUGUUAAAAACCUAGGAAACAGAACUGUGUCUUGGAUCCGAAAAAGGGACCUACACAUCCUGACGUCCAUGUCGGUGACUUACACGAGCGACGCGAGAUUUACGGUAGUCGGCAAUCCGGAGACCGACGACUGGAAUCUGCGAAUAGAUUACGUGCAACCGCGGGACGCCGGCAUUUACGAGUGUCAGGUUAAUACAGAACCGAAGAUAUAUAGAGCCGUGGCACUGAAGGUUUUGGAUAUACAGGCGAGGAUCACGGGUUCCCAGGAGUUAUACAUCAGGAAGGGUAGCACAAUCAGCUUGACCUGCAUCAUUGAACUGCAGGAUCUGCCUCCGAGCAACGUGACCUGGUAUCAUGCCGGAGUGGUGAUCGAUUUCGACGGUCCAAGGGGUGGCGUAUCGCUGGAAACGGAGAAGGGUAAGCUUGGUACCACCAGCAAGCUCCUAAUAACGCGUGCUCAACUCGACGAUAGUGGUAAUUAUACAUGCGCUUCGAGUAAAGUCACCCCGGCGAGCGUCAUGGUGCACGUGCUAAACGGUGAGCAAAAUACCGGUGGUAAUAUCGGUAAGGGUGGCAGUUGCGAUGAGGAGAUUGCAAUGGCUCAUUUCGAAAUUCUCCGCUUCGCGAUCGAGCGAGCGAGCGAGCGAGAGAGGAGGCGUAUAAUAUAGUACUACAUUGCGAAAUUACUCCCCGAGCGUGCUUCGCGAUAAGGAUAUACAUUUGUUUUAAUUUACACUCGCAAUCUGCUCUCACAGAUUUUCCGUGCUUCCUCUCUCUCUCUCUCUCUCUCUUUUUUUAUUCAUUACAUUAUUAUAUUUGGUAUAAACAAUGCGAUCUCUACAUUAAAAUAUCAAUUAUGUAACUGCUAACAAUUGUUUAAUGUUGCGACGAAGCAAAGCACAAUUUUCAUAUAAUAUGACGUUUAAUAAUAAUAUGUUCGCUCGAUCGCUGCUGCAAUAAAUAGUAUGCAUAUUGUAAAAGAGCCCGGAACGCAAAUUAUCCAACGAUAAUAUCGACACUUGAGAGAAACAACUGACCUACUUGCAAAACGAUUUUUCUCGUCUCUCUUUCUCGGGGAUGACGAUCGACGAGCCUUAAAUCCUCGAGGAUCCCUUGAUGCGCGAUGCUCUUUGCUUCCUUUGGUUUCACGUGGCCGUGACGGGCCGUUAACAAAUUUAAUGUUCGUUAGCGAGCAUCCGAGAAAGACUGACGAGAUCGGGACGCGCAAAGACGCGAAGCCGAGAAGCGGCACAAAAGCGACACCUUAGUCGUCCGGUGUAAUUCUCUUUUCCAGGGGAGCAUCCCGCUGCGAUGCAGCACGGCGGCACCGGCGAUGUAAAUAGGAGACUCAUCCUGCUCGUCCUGAUUUUCCUCGUCGAUACAAUGUUUCGAUGAGCGACUAGCCGCCAAAUUCUCUUGCGAAUUCCUCUCCCGAAUUCGUCCCCCGAGGCGUCCGCCACAUGGAUGCACGCUCCGACGGAGAUGGAUCGAUGAUACCGCGUGUGUCCGGUGUAUGGUGUAUGAUUUGCAGUAAAGUCCAAUUGUUCUUUCUUUCUCUCUCGCCGCUCGCGUGGACGUUUCGCGCGAUCGAUGUACGUGUUAACGCCAAUUCAGAAUCGUUCGUUUGACGGAUUUUGAUCGACUCCUUGGACUCUAAUAAUGAUCGCUCAAAUACCCCUGUCCGAAAUGUCAGUACGGAUGUAACGUGUAUGUAAUGUAAUAAAUCUUUUGAAGUUA
This is a messenger RNA of Solenopsis invicta (red fire ant), 2473 nucleotides long. Its product is annotated as kin of IRRE-like protein 3. Bases 514 to 1404 code for a protein of 296 amino acids. The record is from RefSeq and is a predicted model, not a curated record. The transcript is spliced from 5 exons. Gene Ontology annotation, biological process: synapse organization. Lineage: Eukaryota; Metazoa; Arthropoda; Insecta; Hymenoptera; Formicidae. Gene Ontology annotation, cellular component: neuron projection membrane.